Sardina pilchardus (European sardine) is the source of this 2488-nucleotide messenger RNA. Its product is annotated as TRAF3-interacting JNK-activating modulator. NCBI's taxonomy places the organism in Eukaryota, Metazoa, Chordata, Actinopteri, Clupeiformes, Clupeidae. The transcript is spliced from 14 exons. The record is from RefSeq and is a predicted model, not a curated record. The coding region runs from base 278 to 1918 and encodes 546 amino acids.
GUCUGCAGAGCUGACUGAGAGGUUCGGAGAGGCUUUGGUGAAAGCACGUCGGGGCUGGUGAAGUUCCCAGCAGCUAAACCAACCUGUGAAGAGGACUCACCACAGGAUGACCAGUGUGAGAGCAAGUGGGUAUGUGGAGCAGCCCUUGGCACUGUGCAGUCUACUUUUCCACCUGCUGAAGACUUCCCCUGCUCAGUGUUACAGUCUACUUUUCCACCUGCUGAAGACUUCCCCAUCUCCAGCCACCAGCAUGGUGAGCCUGGAGCAGAGCUGAAGCAUGUGGCUCCUGGAGCGAGAGUAUGACAUCAAGGUGGAACAGCGCGCCGUGAGGAACGAGCACCUCAGGGACCAGCACAACCGCACGUCCUGCCGAAGCCCCUCCAGGGAGGCCGACGUGCUGUGGUUCAAGCAGGAGCAGCGGCACAAGCGACAGCUGGAGUUCGCCAAGCGGAGGCCCGACACGGGCGUGGACGUGACGAGGUUUAAGGUGGUCACGGUGAGAAGGCCCACUGGCACGAGAUUAGGACCGCUGGCACGGGAGGCGCUGACGUCAACGCGACGUCCGCUGAUAACAAGGGGCAGCAUGGGCAUCCCUAAAGAUGACGUCAAGUCCACUUUACAGACCACCUGUAAUGGCCAGGUGACUUCAACUGUAAAGGGGAGAGAGUUUGCUGUGUCAAAGCAAGCUCACCUGAACAUCAUCUCUACAAUGAGGAUGCAAGUCCACAAAAAGAGAACCAUCUCAAUGAAAAAGGAGAGAGGCAUAGACAAUCAGAAGACACAGCAAUCAGCUGGCAUACGAACAGAGCCUGGCUUGGUUACAGUGAAAGAAGAUGACGUCCUCCUACUGACUGACUACUUACAGGAGGCUUUGCAGAGAGAGGAGGCAUUGAGGAUGAAGCUGACCACCCUCCAGCGCAGCACAGGAACCCUGCUCCGCUCCACAGAGUACCUGUGGAAGACUCGCUGUGGUGAGGAUCUGCUCAAGAGCCAGAUCAAAGCCCUGGAGUCACAACUGCAGGUCUGCAUGAAGGGGCUUCCGCAGGAUGGAGUGAAGAGGCUGCUGGUGGACAUGGAGAAGGAGAAGGGGGUGCAGGAGGAGAAGGCCUUGCAGGCCCUCCAGAAGAGCACAGAGGACAUGUCCGAGGCCGAGGCCAAGAUACAGAACCUCAAGGAGUCGCUGCAGGCAGCCAGGGCUGAGUCGAGCCAGUGGAAGAGCCUGUGCGAGGAGCUGCGCGGGAGCUCCACACAGCUGAUGAAAGGCCUGGAUGUCUGCACCGAGCAGCUGCAGCAGCUGCACACUCAGCUGGAGAUCUCCCAGGGUCGAGAGAGCGAGUUGGGCCAGCAGCUGGAGAGCGUGCAGCAGGUGGACGAGGAGCUGCGCUCCCGCCUCGCUCAGCUCGAGGAGGACAAGCGAGCCGUGAGCGCGCAGCUACAGGAAGCCAAAGAUAUGCUCUCUAGAAGAGGCCCUGAGGUAUUCAAGACCACCAGGGCCUUCCUCGCGUCCGAAGGCGAGCCAGCUGCACAGAUUUCCAGGGACGGUGACCACAUCGCUGGCCAGUUACGGGUGACAGAGGAGAAGCUCAAGAUGAAGGAGAGAGAGUGCAUGGAGCUCCAAGCCCAGCUGGAGGCUCUUGAGCUGGAGUGUCGGACCUAUCAGUCCAGUGUGACGCAGUGCCGAGAGGAGCUCAGGCAGCUGAGGAACCAACGCAACAGCAAGAGUGCCUGUGGAUCCUGGCUGGUUCUCCUCCUGGUCCUGCUUGUGUUAGGAGUAGCCCUGCUAGUGGGCCUGUGUAUGGGCCACCCCCUCUUCGCUGACUACCUCCAGGACAUCUACUCGUGUCUUGAGCAACAUGUAGAGGACUAUCUGUUGACUCUGGCCUCUCCACAGAACUCGGCCUGCUUCAGGCCUAUUUGACAAAGAGCCCACAGACUCUACAGCUGACGAUGACAAGGAGGAGAAGAAGAAUAUGGGACUUUGAUUAUUGAUUGUUUAGUUUCUGGUAAAGCAUUAGUGUUGCCCCCAAGCCUGCAGUUUAGUCUUCAUUUUGUUGGAUUGUAUGAGGGUGUGGACUUUGUUAUUGGGAGAUGCACAAGACAUGCGCAAUUAUGAAUACAAUCUAUAAUAAUAGUCAUUAUUAUAUUUUAGAAAUGUAUUCAGAACACGUAUACAGUCAUGUGCAGUAGUUACAUAUCAACAUUGUUGUUAGACUGACAGAGUUUGUAUUAUUUAUAUGUGUUUGCCAUUGUGUGUGAAUAUAAUGGGGAUCACUGGCCUUUUUCACUAAGUGCAAUCAGCUAGAGUGCUCACAGAAAAACUGAACACUCCAGUAGUGUCUCUGUCAUCUGUUUACUAUUGACACUCACAUAAGAUGUGUACAGUGUUUAAAAAUAUUUCAUUGUGUGAACACACUCGGACAUAAGCAGGGUGCAUAAUUUAUAUGCUUUGUUAGUAAAUAAACAGAUAUGUGCCUUUGCAUUAUUGGAA